AUGGCCUACGAAUUCUCUGUUCGGCUUCAAAAGGACUAUGUGGAUCGUGGUACGCAGACGGAACCAGAAAAACCAUCCGUAUCCUCCGAAUCAGAUUCCCCAGUGUCUGAAGAGUACUCCUGCUUGGUCAUUUCUCAGCCGGCCGCUGAAAAUUUCACUUCUUUUAUGUGUGAGAGCGCAUAUAGCCGCCUCCAGCAGCCUGGUAUUUCCCUACCGUCCGUAUGUCAGCCUAGUCCGCAAGUUUCGCGUCCCUUGCGUGGCCAUCCUUUGGCGUUAUAUAAUCGCCCUCUUGAAUCUCAUCGGGUGGUCUCUCUUCCAGGCAAAAUCUCUCCUUUCAAGGAGCAGCAAUCCAACGAAACGAAGCUUCGAAUAGUUUCCAACCCAGACUACCUCAGAGUUCCGUCCUCUGACUUUGGGCCCUCAUCUGGUGCAGAUCCUUACGAUGACUCUGGUUCAACUGAUGCAUGUUCUAUUGAUCAAGACCGGGACUGGUCAUAUCAACAUCACCCUACGAGGCCUUGUUCUCCGGCCGAUAUACCUCGAACUCCGUCUCCUCCGUCAUCUCCCGAAUCAAUCACAAUAAUAGGUAAUGAUUCUCAAGUGCCAGAAUCCUUUCUUCGGCGACAACAAAAGUAUUCAACUUGUGCCUAUCCUGACCCCAAUGGGUGGAUUUCGUGGGCAAAAUCUCCACCCAAGCCUAUCCCCGCUUUACAUGGACCUUCAUCGCUGCCUUACGCCAGGUGUCCAUCUGGAGCCGAAGGCACCGUUAUAGAUGGGGAGGAUCUAUCGCAUAUGAUUUGGGGUUUGGACGUCUCCACAUCCUUCUCAAGCUCUAGAAGAAUUACCAGCCAAGGCUCCUUUCCCCCAAGACUGCAAAAACCACAAAACUCAACAUUGACCACACGGCGUGCCGAACCUAUCGAUAUAGGAUCCCGUCCAGUGGCGCUCUCCCAUCAAUUUAAAAUCCAAGAAAGACACCCCUUCAGUACUGCCAGCGACGGAAAGUCUCAAGAGAAUGACCAGACGUAUUCAACACGCUAUGCAAGACCUGUCCAAGGCCACCGUCCUCAACACUCGCCCAUAGAUGGAACUCAUGAGGACAACUGGCGAUUUGGGCUGGGAAUACAACUCGGUCGGGAAGGUAGCCUCUUGGAGUACCCGUUACAGGCCGCCAAUAACACUCCUAAGACUAAAUAUCCCAAUUCGUCAGCUGCGAUUUUCGUUCCUACUCAAUCACAGCAAUGUUUUGACCCUCGCGUAAUUAUCGAGUCAAGGACCAAGUUUCGAAUCGAUCAAGUCCCACACAGGCUGUCUGCUCUUGAUGUCGCUCAGCAGUAUCGGGCAAAACAACUUCUCCAAAAUUCUUUGCCAACACCUCCGUCAUCGUCGUCCUCCCAGUGGAAUCCAGUUUUUCUCCCUGCAUAUGUCGAUGCUGAAUCUCUAGCUGUGGCAGCACCGCUUGAACAAUCAGUCAGAAUAGCGCAACAGGUACAAAGCUUUGCUCCUCAGCAAAAAUUUUAUGCUUCCGAUUACACUCUGCAUGACCCUCGUUUAUUUUCGGGACGAUAUGACCCUUCAGGUAUCGGCAUACCAGAUGUAGCUCUGACGGCAACCCCAGGAUCCGAUGUCCCUUCCUCAACACAAAACAAUAUACCUCAAGCGUACGAGGCUCAGGAACUCUUGACCUUGAUGUCCUGCCUCUCACCUUCCCCGGUAACAACGCCGUUUGCCUCCCUAUCUGCCAGUCCGCCGAGAUCAGCCCGGAGCAUCGGAUCUCAUCUCAGUAGGGAGAGCAACAAGAACGACCUGGUACUUGCGCCUCUAUCUCCCGACUACCGACGAAAUCUAUCCCACCAACAGCCUCGGUCUAUCCCUCUCGCCCGCCUCAUACAGCGACGACUUUCAUCGGUCACUGAAGAAGACCUAGUUAGAGACCAGCCAUCCAAAGAGCCCCCGCCAAGAGACGCCUGUAGUGCCCUUUUCUCCAGAAGUUUUAAGAUUCGAACCGCUCAAAAUGCCGGCACGAGUCAAGAUCCCAUCGUCACUGCCUUGACUCCACAAACUCAAACAGAUGAUCUGGUCGAGUCCGUUUCAACCCCGACCUCAACUCAGCUGGUGUCAAACACCAAUGUCACCGUAAAGCUACCAGCCAAGGGCACCCGUGUCAGCUCAAAAUUCGCAUCCAACGUUGGGCCGGAGUUCCGCGAUACUCCAACAAACGAGAGCUCUGUAGUCACGCGGAAAAACGCGAAGUUCAAGAAAAGUAGGUCUUGA
Laccaria bicolor S238N-H82 is the source of this 2274-nucleotide messenger RNA. RefSeq lists its product as uncharacterized. The transcript has 3 exons. The coding region runs from base 1 to 2274 and encodes 757 amino acids. The record is from RefSeq and is a predicted model, not a curated record. NCBI's taxonomy places the organism in Eukaryota, Fungi, Basidiomycota, Agaricomycetes, Agaricales, Hydnangiaceae.